UUUUCAAUUUAUUUAUAAUGAAAAAUGGGAACUUGGGUUUUGGGUUCCAUCUCGUUUGUCCCACUGCAAAUUUGUUCAUUCCAUGUAUAACGACUGAUGAAGAAUUGGGGUUUUUCAGAUUCAGAUCGGAUCCUACUGCAUGGUUUCUAGGGUUUUUGCAACAGGGUUUUUAGUUUUGUGGUAUGGAAUGGUAGUUUUAGGGUGACUGUUCUUUGAAUGGGGAUUCAGACAAUGGGGUCUCAAGGUGGUGGUGGUGGGCAGCAGUUGUCUCGUCAAAGCUCGUUCUACAAUCUGACUCUAGAUGAGGUUCAGAACCAUUUUGGGGACUUGGGGAAACCACUGAGUAGCAUGAACUUGGAUGAGCUUCUCAAGAAUGUGUGGACUGCUGAGGCUAACCAGACCAUGGGAAUGGACACUGAGAAUGCUGCCUCUGCUGGACAACUUGCUUCGGCUUCGUCUCUGCAGCGUCAGGCGAGCCUGACAUUAAGUAGGGCUCUGAGCAAGAAGACUGUUGAUGAAGUUUGGAGAGAUAUCCAACAAGGGCAGACGAAGAAUAGUGAAGAGAAGAAAGCCCAGGAGAGCCAACCCACUUUGGGUGAGAUGACAUUGGAAGACUUCUUGGUGAAAGCAGGUGUUGUUGCUGAAGCUUCUACUGAAAAACCGAAUGCUGUGCCUGCCACAGGGGCUGAUUUGAUGGCAGUGUCCCCACAAAGUUUCCCACAACAGGCCCAAUGGUUGCAGUACCCACUCAGUUCAGUGCAGCAGCAACAACAGCAACAGCAGCAGCAACAGCCACAGCCUCAACAUCCACAGAAAAAUAUGAUGGGGAUUUAUAUGCCUACACGCCCAGUUCCGCAGCCUCUUACUGUGAGUGCAAGCCCUCUUUUGGAUGUGGGGUAUCCUGACAGCCAAAUGGCAAUAUCAUCCCCUUUGAUGGGCACAUUAUCAGAUACACAGACACCGGGGCGGAAACGGGUUGCCCCAGGAGAUGUCAUGGAGAAGACUGUUGAGAGAAGGCAGAAGAGAAUGAUCAAGAAUAGGGAGUCUGCUGCCAGAUCACGGGCUAGGAAGCAGGCAUACACUAAUGAACUGGAGAACAAAGUUUCACGUCUGGAAGAGGAGAACGAAAGGCUUAAGAAACAGAAAGAACUGGAGAAGAUGUUGCCAUCUGCACCACCUCCUGAACCAAAGUAUCAACUUCGAAGGACAAGCUCUUUCUGACUAUUGUGUGUUCAUAUGAAAGUUUUGAAGAGUUGUUAUGGGGUACAUUUCCUUGGAUUUUUCAUUAAAAGUGUUCGAUAACCCUUGUUUCUCAACCUCAAGACAUGUUGGGGCUAUCCUUGUUUGUGGCAAGGGCCUUGGAACUUUUCUUCUCAGAGGUGCUUGUUGGUUCUGCUGCUGCUGUUGUUGUUUCUCUUGGCUUUUCCCUACCUUGAGGUGUAGGGUGUAUGUACAUUAAUUAAUAACUUAAAAAAGAGUUUUACCUUUGUUGGUUGCAGUA
This is a messenger RNA of Telopea speciosissima, 1501 nucleotides long. Its product is annotated as ABSCISIC ACID-INSENSITIVE 5-like protein 2. The transcript has 4 exons. The coding region runs from base 217 to 1221 and encodes 334 amino acids. Gene Ontology annotation, cellular component: nucleus. Gene Ontology annotation, biological process: positive regulation of DNA-templated transcription. Gene Ontology annotation, molecular function: DNA-binding transcription factor activity. The record is from RefSeq and is a predicted model, not a curated record. NCBI's taxonomy places the organism in Eukaryota, Viridiplantae, Streptophyta, Magnoliopsida, Proteales, Proteaceae.